Molecule: messenger RNA, 681 nt
Organism: Fulvia fulva
Lineage: Eukaryota; Fungi; Ascomycota; Dothideomycetes; Mycosphaerellales; Mycosphaerellaceae
Exons: 1
Coding region: 1-681 (226 amino acids)
Source: RefSeq, a predicted model, not a curated record
AUGCUUACCCGUGGCAAGAAGUUCUACUGGGUCAUAGGUAGUGACCUCGCACCUUGGGAGGGCAACGAGGCGAGCAAAGCAGACGACGCCGAGAAGUCUUCCGCAGAUCAGAAGGCCGCCGAAGAGAAUAAGGACGGGGAUGAGAAGAAGGAAGCUACCGAUGACAACUCUCCCGCAGAGAAGACCAGCAGCUCUGACGACAAAGUUGAGGCAGGGACCAAUUCGCGAAAUGGUCGCAAGCGUGCCAUCCGCCACGAAGAGGAUGGCAACGAAGUCAACGACAACGGCUUCGUCUACCUGCUUGAGGAGUUAUCACGACGUCGAUGUGUCGAAUCGGCGCCUCUCCAUGCCGAUUGCUCUCGCCUCGACGCUCCACAUGUCACUUGGGCGCCCGACGAUCAAUCAGCCCUUCAUCGCACUAUCGCCGACCAGCCCGAGUUGGGCAUCAAGCUUCAAACGUGGCUCUCCCUGACCGCCGACCAGAAUACCGCGAUUGAGCUCAUGAGGCAGAAGAUCGCCGACAAGAUCGAGGCCGCGUACGCAGCAGAAGCUUCGUUCAACGUUGCCCAAGAAGCGGCCGCUGCGUGGAAGAGCCUGACGCAGGCUUCGAGGGCGCCGGUAAUGACGAUGGCUGGUGAUCUAGUACAAGGCUACGCUAAGCGACACCGACACCAGUAUUGA